This is a messenger RNA of Cryptomeria japonica (Japanese cedar), 903 nucleotides long. Its product is annotated as aldehyde oxidase GLOX-like. Bases 1 to 903 code for a protein of 300 amino acids. The transcript has a single exon. The record is from RefSeq and is a predicted model, not a curated record. NCBI's taxonomy places the organism in Eukaryota, Viridiplantae, Streptophyta, Pinopsida, Cupressales, Cupressaceae.
AUGUCGGGUGACGGCCCGCGGAACUACCCUUCCACCGGGUCAUCCGUCAUGCUGCCUCUCUCAGCCGCCGACGGGUUUACCAAAGUUGAAGUUCUCAUCUGUGGAGGCUGUCCGGACAACGGUUUCGCCAUGGCUAGCGCAGGUAAUUUCACGGACGCGCUCAGUAGCUGUGGACGAAUGGUCAUUACAGACCCGAAUCCUUCGUGGAGCAUGGAGGACAUGCCCGGGCCGAGAACCAUGUCAGACAUGCUCAUUCUUCCCAAUGGCGAAAUCAUCAUCAUCAACGGAGCACGUAAGGGUGUAGCUGGAUGGAGCAUGGCAACCGACCCCGUCCUCACACCUUACCUCUACCGGCCUGCUCCACCAGUCGGAAAGCGCUUCUUCAUCCUAGCGGCCACAGGCAUCCCGAGAAUGUAUCACUCUACUGCUAACAUGAUGGCAGACGGGAGACUCAUUGUGGGCGGCUCCAAUCCACAUGCGGGCUACGUCUUCACGGGAACUAACUUCCCCACGGAGCUCCGGCUGGAAGCAUACAGUCCUUAUUACUUAGAAAACGUCUACACAUAUUAUGCUCGCCCCAAGAUAACGUCAGUGUCGUCAACCUCCCUCUCCUACGGCACCACCUUCAAAGUUAUUUACUCCGUCCCCCAUUCUGUUACGGAUGUUAUACAGUUCAAUGCAUAUACUCCGUCGUUUACGACCCACACAAAUUCGAUGAACCAGAGGCUGCUCAUUCUCGCCGCUAAAACACCGACCAUCGUUUCAAAUGCAACCGGGAAUGUCGUGUAUUCUGCUUCCGUGACAGCCCCGCCAAGCGGUGUGGCUGCCCCUCCAGGAUAUUACAUGCUGUUUGUUGUAAAUGGUGGCAUUCCGAGCGUCGCCCCGUGGGUUCAUUUUUCAUAA